This is a messenger RNA of Oryzias melastigma (Indian medaka), 1196 nucleotides long. Its product is annotated as early nodulin-like protein 2. The annotation marks the transcript as partial. The transcript is spliced from 4 exons. Lineage: Eukaryota; Metazoa; Chordata; Actinopteri; Beloniformes; Adrianichthyidae. The record is from RefSeq and is a predicted model, not a curated record.
CCCCCUCGGCGCCGGCCGCCCCCUCCCCGGCGCUGAGCAGACAGCAGUCUGCUGGUGAUUGUAUCGGUGGGGGGGCUGCCUUCCCCUUGUCCUCCCCGGUACUUCAGAGACGAGCCAGUACCCCCACCUGCUCCUCCACCUGGCCCCCGCCAGCGACGCCCUCGGACGGGGGGGAGGACGGCGCAGACAAGGCCCCCCUCCAGGACAGCUCUGGGGCCGACAAGAACCCCCCCACGCAGUGCCCCGCCUCCCACAGCAGCCUGACGGAGCGACACAAGAUCCUGCACCGCCUGCUGCAGGACAACAGCCCCGGCGACGCCUCGCCGCCCCCCGAGGACGGCCUCAGCAUCAAGAGGGAGCCGCCCACCAGCCCCACGCCGAGCGCCGCGCCGCCGAGGUCCGCCUCCAGGGAGCCGCAGGACCACCAGCUGCUCCGCUUCCUGCUGGACACGGAUGAGAAGGACCUGGGGGACCUGCCGCCGCCGUCCGCCCUCAACCUGCAGACGGUCCGGGUCAAGGUGGAGAAGAGAGCCAGCGGGGAGGGGCUUAUGUGCGCCGGAGACGCCCCCCGGCUCCUGGGCAGCCCCCGCUCCAGUCCGGUCGGGGAGAACCGCCGGGACUCCACGUCGUCGGUUGGACCCGCCGAUGGGCCCCCCCUCAGCCAGUUCAAGCCUGAAAGCAGGAACUCGUUUGGGGCCAAGACGCUUUCUGACGACCCCUUAAACCCCGGAGGAACCCCCCAGCACCACUCUCCGGCCCCCCUGCUGUCCCCCGCCCCCCAGCUCCAGUCGCCAGUAUCACAGUUACCACCUCCCUCCCCCCAGCUGAAGUCCCCCUUCCAGCCCGGAGAGGCCGGCGCCCACCGCGGUGUUGCCGUGAAGAGAGAGCCUCCCGGGACCCCCAGCAGAGGGAUGGCGGACAGCAGCGCCCCCUCUGGCUGCCGGCUGCAGAGUCAGUCUCUUGAUUUCUGCAGCCCGACCACGCCGGGCCAGCAGCCGGGCCAGGGGGACCCCCUCCAGCGGGGCAAAAACAGCAGCCCGUUCCCAGAGGCCGACGACGUGGAGCCCUUCAGCUCCAGCUCUGGUAACGUGUUCCUAGUUCCUGGUCGGCAGAAACAUGUUGCGGUUGCGUGUUCUGUUGCGUGUUCUGUUGCGUGUUCUGUUGCGUUUUCUGUUGCGUUUUCUGUUGCGUGUUCU